AUGCAAGACGAAGUCGUCGAAAUAGAGGACGAAGAGCAGCUCGCAGUCUCGAACUCUAACACAAAUGCUAGCAUAGGACCUUCUGCAAGCACUUCGAGCUCUGCCUCCGACCCAAACUCAUUAUCAAGCGCAAUCUCAAAUAAAAGAAAGGCCAAGAAGGAAGAUUUGCGUAAGGUGUCCAAGAUGCCAAAGAAAGACAACAAACGAAUACCCAACAUUGCUGAAGAAUUAGCCAAAAACAGAAAUCAAGUAAAAGGAGCAUCCCCAUCCCCAGCAAAUACGCUGUCAUCUUCACCAAUGUUUCCACAACCAUCACAAGCUCCUGCUACUGAUUGCAAACCUAGUAAUAAAAGCGGUUCAUCAGAGAAAGGGGAAGAUAAGCAUACUAUAAUUAAGACAGAGCAAAUCAAGAUUUCCAGUCUACUAUCGCCUAAUGAAGAAAUGGGAAACUCCCCCACGGUGUCACCGCAGCCUCCAUUCUUAUCUGAUGGAUCACCAUCUCCAUCUCAACAUGCUUUAGGCGGUCCAAAAGUAAUACUACCGACACAGAAACCUGGCAGCAAUCCAUUACAGGGCUCUGAUUCUUCUGAUAGCCCCGGUUUCUUAGUGGCAAGAAUAAGCUCACCAGUGAAUUUGCCGAUCAAAUUAGCGAGCUCUAUGAAAAAGAGUCAUAGUACUACAGCUGUAACCCCCGCCUCCACUUCCAAGUCUACAACUAACUCUGCAUCUACAAUUUCGAAAGGAAAUCUUACAGGAGGAAAUAACAAGACGACUGUAGUGAAGGCAAAAAAAUCACAUUCUGUUUCUUCAGUAGCUUCAUCGAAGAGCAAGACAGGUGGAAGUAAGUCGAGUAACGAUUCCAAGAAAAAAAUCAAUGCGAAAUCGGUAAAGAAGGAUUCUUCUGCUUCUUCGAAUGCAGUGAAUCUUUCAGCAAAUAAACAAAGUAUCAGUACUAAUGAUAAAAAAGAAAUAAACAGAAAACAGUCCCAGUCUUCAAAACUGCCCAUUACCAAAAAAGAUGCUUCCACUGCUAAUGGGCCAGGAAACUCCGCAGAUAACAAAAAAAAAGGUCUUGUGAAGAAGGAACCUUCCAGUGGUACCAAACCAAAAACCCCGAAAAAACUGGUACCGCCACCACAAAUAAAGUCUCCAUCUUUGUUAGAGGUCCUUGAACGUGGUAAGUCCGAUAAGGUUACAGAAGACCCUAUAGUGGUGGUUGAUGUACCAUUAUAUUCCACCAAAAAUAAUGACUACUUGGACGAGAACGGUCAAGUUGUGUUCAACUACUAUAAACUAGUACACGAUAAAAUGUCUACUCAAAGCAAUACAAAUCUAGCAGAUGAAAAGCUAGCUAAAAGAAACUUGCUAGGACAACUCAAUCAUACCACAUCGAAUAUCGAGAGUAUAGAAGUAACGGAAGGCGAUGACAUAGUGGAAGACGAGGAAGAUGGCGAGGAUGAAGACGAAGAAGAAGUCGAUGAUGAGAAGACGACGACAUCCCCCAAAAAAAGGCCACAUUCCAACAAGGGCAAAAGUUUGAUUGGAAAAUAUGAUAUAGAAGAUCCUUUCAUCGACGAUUCAGAGCUUUUGUGGGAAGAGCAGCGUGCAGCAACCAAGGAUGGCUUUUUCGUUUAUUUCGGGCCAUUAAUUGAAAAGGGUCACUAUGCUAGUUUAGAAAGAGUGGACGGUACCAUGAAGAGAGGUGGCGUUAAAAAUAAAUGA
This is a messenger RNA of Zygotorulaspora mrakii, 1722 nucleotides long. RefSeq names its product Hpc2p (gene HPC2). The record is from RefSeq and is a predicted model, not a curated record. The transcript is spliced from 2 exons. Lineage: Eukaryota; Fungi; Ascomycota; Saccharomycetes; Saccharomycetales; Saccharomycetaceae. Bases 1 to 1722 code for a protein of 573 amino acids.